Hemiscyllium ocellatum (epaulette shark) is the source of this 3674-nucleotide messenger RNA. RefSeq names its product cysteine-rich hydrophobic domain 1 (gene chic1). The record is from RefSeq and is a predicted model, not a curated record. The transcript has 6 exons. Lineage: Eukaryota; Metazoa; Chordata; Chondrichthyes; Orectolobiformes; Hemiscylliidae. The coding region runs from base 27 to 527 and encodes 166 amino acids.
GGACGGCCGUGCCCCUCAGGAGCAACAUGGCCGACUUCGAUACGAUAUAUGAGCUGGACGAGGAGGACGAGCGGGUGGUGAUGGAUGAACAUUUGAUCCGAUAUACUCCCGACCCUGUGGUGGUGCGAGGGGCUGGCCAUAUAACUGUGUUUGGCCUCAGCAACAAAUUUGAUCCAGAAUUUCCUUCUGUGCUUACAGGGAAGGUGGCUCCAGAGGAGUACAAGAUGAGUAUUGGUCGGGUAAAUGGAUGUUUAAAGAAAAAUCUUCCCAUCAAUGUGAAGUGGCUUCUGUGUGGUUGUCUAUGUUGCUGUUGCACCUUGGGCUGCAGUUUGUGGCCUGUCAUCUGUCUCAACAAAAGAACAAGAAGAUCAAUACAAAAGCUGUUAGAAUGGGAGAACAACAGAUUGUACCACAAGCUUGGUUUGCACUGGAAGUUAAGUAAAAGGAAAUGUGAGUCCAGUAACAUGAUGGAAUAUGUAAUACUAAUAGAAUUCUUACCAAAAUUUCCUAUAUUCCGACCGGACUGAGAAAAGCUUCAGUUGUCGAAGUAACAGCAUAUCAUUCCCGCCCUUAGUGCCUUGUAGAUAUAUGAACAGAUGACUGCCAAUACAGCUGUUUUAACAAUAAUCUACCGUGGUGAUUGUAGAUACCUUUCUAACCUACUUUCCUUCUUUCACGAAGCACAUUUUGCACAUGUAUUAUUUUCCCUUUCUCUAAAAUGUUGCACUCAAUCUGUUACAGCAUUCACUUGUUGAAUGUGGAGAUGUUCACUUUGGGGGGAAAAAUAACUCAAAUCUUGUACGUAGUGCUUCAGUCCAUACUGUACAGUGGCUAUAUUAAUGUUUACAGAAUGUAAUGUUGCUCCUUUUACUUCACCCCAAGAAUCUAAAAAUAUGGAAGGACAUUUUAAUUAAUUAUGAAUUUUUGUGCAGAUUUUAAUCUGUAUACUAUAUUCAUAAUAGGAUUAGCAAUGCAACUGGAUGAAGAAGUGCCUUUAUUAUAGUAAGACAUAAUUUGCAUUGAAGUAAUGUACACUGCAUGUGAAAAACCGCUAAGGAAGUGGAUUAGAUAAAACUGUUAUUUCUGUGUUAGAACUUAAGUAUUCACAUAAUUGUUGGCAUCUACAGGUAACUAAAUUGUUAUUAAUUACAGCAAAAGUUUUGAAUAUUAUUUUAAUUUGGAUGAAGGAUGAAAUGGAAGAUUCACUGUAUGGUGCUUAUUAGAAUGGAGUACCAUGGUUAACAUGUUUCUCUCAACCCCAUAAUCAUCGUUUAACCUCUGCUUUGCCUGAGUAGUUUUGCUGAAACUGAAAGCCAUUUCACAUUUGAGAAUCACUUUUAGUGGUGACACCUUUCUUUUUCAUCACAUUGCUAAAUAAGGAUUUUAUAUAUUGUGAAGUUUUUAUUAUGAAAGAAGAAUCCAUUAUCAAUAUUUAUGUCAACAAGAGUUUUUAAUUUCUCUUCCUUCAAAGCAUACGCCUGGAGUCAUUGUUGCCAUUCUAUGCAGAUUUAGGGGACAGAAUUAGUAAACAUGCCAAUUAAUUGUUGCUAAAUUAUUAGGAAUAUUAAUUUUGCUGAAUUUUAUUUUUUAAUUAAGCACAGUUUUUAGUAAGUGGUGUUAGACACUUUGCAAACCUUUUGAGGCGCCAAAAUUCCUUAGUGUCUCAUUGAAUUUGCCUUUGUAGACUUUCAGUAACGCCUUUUUGCUUCAAGGAUAUAUUAACUAGUGUCAUACUUUUUUGCAACUUGAGGCAGAACGUUAUGAACCUUUUUUUUAGUACAUGUACCUGCUACACUUCUACUGUGUUCUGUAACAAUGUUUCUUAGUUGACCGUAUAGAUACAGAGAGGGUGUCUCAUUUUAAGUGUUAGAGCCUUUGUUGCACUGAAGCUCAUCUCUCCAGUAGCCAAAAUCUCAUCACAAAAUCCAGCUACAGUUUUACUGAUGUUUUAGUUCAUUUGCCUCCACUGCUCUUCAUGCAAACUAUUGCAAAGCUUAAAGAUCAUCCUUUUGAAUUUUACAUUUGUCCUUUUUAAUCUUUCCUCUUACUUACAUUGAUAUACAUUAACAUUAUACAUUUUUUUUAAGGUAGUUUGUUGAGUUGCAGCUCCUGUUUGGUUUCUGUCUCCAGUCCCCAUUCCUAACUCGUACUUCAAAUUAACGCACUUUUUAUUGUCAAAACUCAUAUUUGUCUGUUUGCAAUUUUAAAACCAAAAUCAAUCUGAAAUAUAAAUUUAGCACACGAAUUUUAGCCACUUAUUGUUAAAUUAAGUAAAUUUGAUCUAUAGAUGUGGUGAAGUGCCAAAUUAGCUAAGUGGUUUACCUGUGGAAAUAGUUGUGUUUAUGACUAUCAUUACCUACAUAUUUGCCAGUUAAUCAGAAAAGACAGAUUUUAGGAUAAUUUGCUGUUCAAUUCACCUUGAUUUUUAUUCUGCAGAUUAUCACUGCCCAACCAAUUUGCAUAUUAUUUUACAGUAACUUCUAAUAUGAAGGGAAAUUUGGUUCGCAAGAGCCAAAGUCAUGGUCAUGACCAUAAUCUCUCUGUCUUGUCUUAUUUUAAUUUUGGCAUGUCAUUUAUCUAACUCUAAAUGGGUUAUUUAAAGACUAUCUUAUUGCAACAAUGCUGUUUAAAGUGAUAGUAAGAAAGGGAUAUGUACUGGAUUGCUCUGAACUAAAAUAAAUUACAUAGGAUUUCCACAAAUCUCAUAUCAAACAUUGUAUGUUUAGCAUGUUAGAUAUUAGUAUUGGCCUGAAUUCUUGUACUGUAAUGCAGUUCAUGUUGCCUAUUUUAGUAUAAUUAUGUUCUUUGCAAGGAUUUUACUUCGUAAUUUAAUAGAAAAUGUUACAAGAUAGUAAUUUGAAAGGUUCAUGAGAUGGCUAUGUGCACCCUUGUGUUCCUACAUUUUUUUAAUAAUCUAUACAGUUGCUGGUACAGGUCCUAAGAUGAAGGAGAAUGUUCCAUCUCCAAUAUUUUUGAAUGUUUCACUUAUUAAAAUCUUAAUUGCAGUUUGUUUUAUUCAUUUGGAAAUGCCACAAAUUGAUCUUGUUAACCGCAGAAAACAAAGUUUCAAAAACAGGUUAUGCUAUUAGAAGCACUUUCUACAAAUCUGCUUGUUGCUUGUGGAUGAAGCAAUUUAAAAAUUGGUCCAACAAUCAGGACUACAAUAUGGUGGCAUGGUGGACUAUAUACAACUUAAAUUGCAUCAGAACUUAAAGCAGUUAUUUCCUGGCAACACUUUGUGAAGAAUGUAGAAUAAACAUUUCACUACAUGUAACUUUUUUAAACUAAUUUUAAUUAUUUAGUAAGUUAUUCGACAGCUUAAAAGAUUCUUUGUGAAGUAGAGCUUGUUUUCAGUCAAUACUCAAAUGAUGUUAGCAGAAGAAAGUAAAUUAAUUCAAGCAUUUUUAUUUAAAUAAAGGAAAAUUUGCAAAGGUUUACCAUAGUUGCAUAAUUGGUUAUGUUAUUAAAUAUGGGCUGGGGAAAGAAGAAAAUCUAUCCUAAUUGUUUAAACAGAAAUUGAAUUUCAUUAUUGUCACACCUAAGCUUUGCAAUGUAUUCCAAUAACAUCAUUUUUAGCAUGUGAUUUGGAUGUUGUGUUGUAGACCAACGGAAAGCACAUGGAUAGAGAUCAUGUUUAAUUAAACCUUACAAAACUAUUGGCUUGAUCAGCAAAA